AAGUGUACGGCACACUCGUGAACGGCCAGGGCGACACCCCGCUGCCGCUCGGCGCCCUGGGCGGCAGGCGCACCGACAUGGACGUGACGGUCGGGGGGCUGGGCGGCGGCCUCGGCGGCGGCCUCGGCGGCGGCCUCGGCAGGGAGCUCGACGACGACCUGGGAGAAGACGAGCCCAAGGUGGCACCGUCAACUCUCGCCUUGUCCGUGGUCGUCGUGGUGGGCAUCUCCUUCCUCCUCGUGAACGUGUGCGCCUUCGGCUUCCUCUACUACAAGAAGAACAGGCUCCGCAUGCAGCAACAGUUUUUCACAUCGCAGUGUCGAGGCGGCGGUCUGGAGGAGGAUGGUGACGACUACUUGCUGGAGGGUAUACUUGUAAUAUCUGGUCUGUUCAGGGAGGGUUGA
This is a messenger RNA of Frankliniella occidentalis (western flower thrips), 404 nucleotides long. RefSeq lists its product as uncharacterized. The record is from RefSeq and is a predicted model, not a curated record. The transcript is spliced from 3 exons. NCBI's taxonomy places the organism in Eukaryota, Metazoa, Arthropoda, Insecta, Thysanoptera, Thripidae. The coding region runs from base 78 to 404 and encodes 108 amino acids.